This is a messenger RNA of Nerophis lumbriciformis (worm pipefish), 1521 nucleotides long. Lineage: Eukaryota; Metazoa; Chordata; Actinopteri; Syngnathiformes; Syngnathidae. The record is from RefSeq and is a predicted model, not a curated record.
AUGACGCGGAGGUCGUGCGCCAUCUACGCGGUGGGCGUCAUCUGCGCCACCCUGCUCGUUGUGGGCAUCGGCCUGAUGGCCAAGCAGGCAUUCCGCCAUCUGAUGCAUAACCGCCUCAAAAAGGAAAUUGUUUUGGUCGAGGGCAGCCGCGUUUUUGAGUCAUGGAAGAGGCCACCUCCUCCUGUGUACAUGGAGUACUUCUUCUUCAACGUCACUAAUGUAGAUGAGAUCCUCAAUGGCGGCAAGCCAGUGGUCAACCAGGUCGGGCCCUACACAUACAGGGAGUACAGAUAUAAGGACAAUGUGACCAUGGUGGACGAUGGCAAAAUGGUGUCAGGGUACAACACUAAAAGCUUCGUGUUCCUGAGGGACAAGUCUGUUGGCGACCCUGCGUUUGAUAACAUCACUACUGUCAAUAUACCCGCUUGGGCGGUGAUGAACAAAGUGAAAGGAAGCUUCUGGAAAGCCUCCAUGGUGUCCAUCUGGAUGAACUCUAUCGGGAGCGGCCUUUUCACCACUCGUACCGUGGACGAACUGCUGUGGGGCUACGAGGACCCCUUGCUGGUCCGCAUCGCUCCGAGCAAUCCGGAGGUCGAGACCACCUUUGGUCUAAUGUACAAGAAAAAUGGAAGCAACGAUGGGGAAUUUGUCUUUCACACCGGGGAGCAGAAUUAUUUGGACUAUGGCCGAGUGGAAACAUGGAAAGGCCAAAGCCAGCUGACCUUCUGGAAUUCAAACCAAAGCAACAGCAUCAACGGGUCUGAUGGGAGCGCCUUCCAUCCCCUCCUGAAAAGAGACGAGCGCAUUUACAUCUUUACCCCGGACCUUUGCAGGUCCAUCUAUAUGGAGUUUGAAAAGGAUGUGGAGGUGAGAGGAAUUCCAGCAUACCGCUUCACACCACCACGCUCCGUCUUGGCCAGCAAAGAGGAGAAUCCGGCCAACGAGGGUUUCUGUGUCACUCCAAAGGAGUGCCUGGGAACGGGCCUCCUCAAAGUUAGUCCUUGUCGGAAAGGUGCUCCAGUUGUGGCAUCUUUUCCACAUUUCUACCUUGCCGAUUCCAAAUAUGCGGCAGCUAUUGAAGGAAUGUCCCCUGAGAGAACUCACCACCAAACCUUCCUUGACCUAAACCCGACCACUGGCAUAAUCGUACGUGCAAACAAGAGAGCGCAAAUCAACAUCUUACUGAAUAGGAUUUCCGGAUUCCCGAAAACCAGAAAUAUAAACGACACCAUAUUCCCUGUCAUGUUCCUGAAUGAGAGUGUGGUUAUGGACGAGACUUCGGCAGCGAGGGUGCACAAGCUGCUGACGAUCGUCUCGGUGGUGUCUAACUUCCCACUCAUUUUCGUGGCUCUUGGCGGCAUCAUGCUGGUGGUCCUGAUCGUUCUGCUGAUUCGUGAACGCAAGCAGAAGGCAAGUACUGAGGACAACACAUCUUACUCUCCCGUGAACGAAAAGGAAAAAGAAGACCCUCAAAACGGAACUUAUAUUGGUCUGUCGUCCAAGGUGGACGCGCAAGCCUGA